AUGAAGACUCGACGUCGAAAAAUUUUACAACCCGCGAAACGUACCUUACUCAAUCUGUAUUUUUAUGCCUAUGAAUACAAAAUAAUCAACGAAUAUGAACAACAUUAUCAACAGGUAUUGAACGAAUUUGAAGUCAAAUUUGCUCAUUGUCCGAUCGUCUCGAAUUGGUUGACUCUUUUCCAUGCUGUACAAACCUAUCUAAAUGAUCGAACCCAUCACAUCAUUCACGAGACCAAUCAUAAAAUCAAACAUUUCCGUAAGAUCAUUGCUCGUCGUCGUCAACGUUCAUCAUUGGCUAAGAAAACGAUUGGUGUCUCUCCUCAACUGACCAUCGAUGUUCUUCAUCAUCCCUUCCAUGCGGAUGAACUGGUUCAUCUAUCUUUAGGUGAAAGUUAUAUUCGACCCAAUCAGAGUGCUCUUCGUCCAUAUAAACAUCGCAAGAGUCAAGUGAAAAAUGAACUGACUACUAUAAAAGGCAAAGUGAAACGUCAAUUGACCAACUAUUGUAAACGAGAACCACCAAAAGCGAUGAUGGAUCGAUACUCGGACCUUUUGGAUACUCGAUUAUGUCUACGUUUUAUGGCUCCCUUGUCUUUUGUUAAUCAAAUGCGGGCAGAACGAGAUCGAGCGAAAUCCAUUCGACGAAAAUUAAGAAAAGCGAAACUUAUUUUGCGUGUCUGUGACAAAGGUGGUGGUCUUCAUUUGAGUACGAAAAGUGAUCAUGAACGAAAAGCAGCCGAAUAUCGACCAGAAACCCAAGCCUACGUAGAAUUAUCUGACAAUCCAUUAGAAGAAUUAAUCACCAAUGUGACAAAAACAUUGAAAGAAUUGAAAGAUAAAAAACAACUUCCAUUGUAUCGUUACAAUCUUUUGGUACCCAAUCGAGACACUGUCAAACUAUCUUACAUGUCCUUCAAUCCCAAGGCACAUAAGGAAGGAACACCAUUACGACCUAUUAUGAAUACCAUUCAAGCACCAACACGAGCCAUUUCGGAUUUCUUAGAUCAACUCAUUCGACCCAUCUACAAUGAACAAAACAAAGCAAAUACCAUCAUUGAUGGUGUCAACUUGAUUAAACGUCUAGAAAAAUAUGUGGCUGAUGGUCAUCUCAAAGCUUCCACCCUUUUCUGUAUUUUUGAUAUCAAUAACUUGUUUACCAUGUUACCUCAAGAUGCAUCUAUCCAGAUUCUUGGUGAAUUUCUUCGUGAACAUGUCCGUGGAAGUGUCAAAAGUCUAUCGGUGACGACCAUUCAAAAAUCAGCAGAAAUUAUAUUGAAAGAAAAUGCUUUUGUUUGCCACAACCAAUUCUAUAAACAAGUCGUGGGUGGUGCCAUGGGUUCACCCUUCACUUUAACCUUGGCCAAUAUCUUUGUGUGGCAUUGGGAAAAACGACGGGUCCAACGACAAAAUAACCGCAACGAAAUCUUUGGUCGAUAUGGAAUUCUACAUACAUCCGUCUAUCACAAACCUUCAGCUGAACCUUAUAGUGUACCAUUUCUUUCGGAUCAUCCUCGAUAUACUUUUCCAAAUAUCAUUCAAACGGCUCUUGUUCGAGCUGUACGAUAUUCUUCGACUUUCGAAGCAUUUAAUCAUGAACGACGUGUUGUAGAAUUAAUGUUAUUAUACAAUGGUUAUCCAACCACCUAUAUUGAUAAACAGUUUCGAAAAGUUUUCGCAACCUUCGACAAUGAAGAAGAUCUAAUGCAACAUGAACAAAAAGCUGAACAUACUUAUGCCAAUCAAACCUCUCUAUCAAUGAUAGAUCGUGCACGUUAUACGUACAUUGAACAUCUAAAAGGAGCACCGAAGAAAGUAUCAGUUGAGCAAAGGGCUCGCCGGAUGCAAAAUAACGAAAGACAUAACUCAUCAACGAGUAGCGAUGAAGACGAAUCAGAAUAUUAUUUUAAACUUGAACAAAAUCAAGAACUAGAAGAUCUAAAAGCUGAAGAAAUCAAGAAUGCAAUUAAUAGUUACGAUGAUGCUGAAUUUGAUACAAAUUUAACAAAUGACAGUUAA
Molecule: messenger RNA, 2016 nt
Organism: Didymodactylos carnosus
Lineage: Eukaryota; Metazoa; Rotifera; Eurotatoria; Philodinida; Philodinidae
Source: the annotation of a GenBank genome assembly